ACCCGGCCAUGCCGGGUUUCUACCAGUGCGUCACGUUCGCCUUCUUUCCGUCGCCGUGGCACGAGCGCGCCUACAACCUCUUCUGCCUGCUCGUGCUGUACGGAGUGCCGCUGGCCGCCAUCAUGCUCUGCUACGGCUGCAUCCUGGCAGAGAUUCGCCGAAGCUCCACCGAGUCCGCCGGGACCUCCAAACCCCGGUCCGCGGAUGGCCGCAGUCCUCGCAGUGACGCCCUCCACUCUUAAUCUGGUUCCAGGUACCCGGGAAGAAGACAGCCCUGGACCACCCGGCCAACCCCCGCAAGCCAUGACGGCGUUCGUGAUUUCGACCGGCGAAGCCCUCCCGCCGGUCCUCAAGGAGCACACGUACGACAACGGAGGGUUCGUCAACGAAAGGUGUUCGCGAAACGCCGCACACAACGCGCUUCCUGGGCAGGGCAACGCGGCCCGCCACACCAAAGAGUCGCUCCAGGUGAAGACGACGGGCCAGGGUUCAGCGGGACCAAAGGACAGGCGACUUCUUGCACGGUUACGACGGAAGGCGUGGCUUUUGCCCUUGUUCCACACGCAGUUUUGGGUGUCGGCUGCCUUUUCCUUGAUACAGCCCUUUUAUCCUCAUCUGGCCGCAGACGCUGGCCUUGAGGCCUGGAAGUAUGGAUUCGUUUUCUCGACGUACAAGAUGGCAAUGCUCGUGGCAUCCCUUUCCGCGGAUCGGUUGAUGAAUCUCCUUUCUCCUCUUAAAGUAUGGUUCAUCGGACUGCUUGGCUUCUUUGUAUUCACUUUGGUUUUUGGAGCACUCUAUUGGUCUCCCGGCGGCAAUAUUUUGCUUGGGCUUUCUCUCGGAUUGGUUACCGCGGGAGGCUUUACUCAAGUGUUAUACAUUGUAAGCGUAUACUCUGUGGUCACCACCAGGUUUCCCCACAGCACGGGUCUCAUCAUUGCAUCGUUCGAAUGCGUGUGGGGAGUUGGAAACAUGGCAGGGUCAAUCAUCGGCGGAGUCUUGAUCGACGUAUGGGCCUACCCUUUGCCUUUCUUCGUGACGGCCUUUAUAAUGAUCCUGCCUUUGCCAUUCAUCCUGAAGGGCGGCACAGUGCCUUUUCUCGAGCCAAAAGCUGCUCCGGAUCCGCAAGAUGCGGCACAUCCUCAAACAAAUAUGAAAUUCAUUCGGCUCCUUUGGGACCCCAUAUUCAUCAUAGACAUGAUCACACUAAUGCUAAGUUGGGUCAUCAUGGGCUUCAACGAGCCGACGCUGGAGCCUUACCUUGUACAGUUUCAUCUCAGCAGCACGGAAGUUGGCGUCGUCUUCAUGGUGCAGUUCGUCAGCUACGCUGUCGGCGCGCUGAUAUCUGGACUUCUCUGCCACUUUAAGGCAGAAACGUUUUUCAUGUUCAUGUCACAGCUGAUGACGGUACUGGCGUACCUAAUCCUGGGACCGGCCCCUUUCAUCCCCACUUCACCGGCCCUGUGGAUGGUGUACCUGUCACAAGUUCUCACCGGCGUCGGAAUGUCGGGGCAGUUUAUUUGUUCCUUCUGCCAUGCCCUCAAGUACUGCAUAAAACGAGGAUAUCCCGAUGACGUUCGGACAUCCGGAUUUGUGUCAUCCGUUGUCUUCACAUUUCUUGUGUUUGGAGCCAUGACGACGCCGCCGAUAGCGGGUACCUUGGUCGCCUCCUACGGGUAUCGGAAAGGAUCCAUGUUCCUGUUUGCGAUCCUUUUAUUAUGGACACCCGUGACGCUUUUCCAGUGGUUACGGUCGAUUAUCUCGCCAAGCAACACUGUUCAAGUCACAGUAGUCGAAACAGGAGCGUGAGCUUGAACAUACGGCAUUCGGUAAACACGGUGCGACUAAACAUUUGUAAAUAAACACUACUUCCUUAAUCUA
This is a messenger RNA of Ixodes scapularis (black-legged tick), 1878 nucleotides long. RefSeq names its product MFS-type transporter SLC18B1. The transcript is spliced from 15 exons. Gene Ontology annotation, biological process: transmembrane transport. The coding region runs from base 205 to 1806 and encodes 533 amino acids. The record is from RefSeq and is a predicted model, not a curated record. Lineage: Eukaryota; Metazoa; Arthropoda; Arachnida; Ixodida; Ixodidae. Gene Ontology annotation, molecular function: transmembrane transporter activity.